Molecule: messenger RNA, 1719 nt
Organism: Rhizoctonia solani
Lineage: Eukaryota; Fungi; Basidiomycota; Agaricomycetes; Cantharellales; Ceratobasidiaceae
Product: 6-phosphofructo-2-kinase/fructose-2,6-bisphosphatase
Exons: 14
Coding region: 1-1719 (572 amino acids)
Biological process (GO): fructose 2,6-bisphosphate metabolic process; fructose metabolic process
Cellular component (GO): cytosol
Molecular function (GO): 6-phosphofructo-2-kinase activity; fructose-2,6-bisphosphate 2-phosphatase activity; ATP binding
Source: RefSeq, a predicted model, not a curated record
AUGGCAUAUGUUCCGACUUCGCACACACACCCGCCGGCAGCAGAUGUUUCAAUUGUCGUCGAUGCAGAGGCAUCGCCCAUGACCGAGGCACCGCCUAUCCUCACGACAAGUACCAAAGUUAGCACAGCUAGUCAAACGGUAGAUACGAUAGAACCGCCGGCAAAUGCUCCUCAACUCCUCGUCCCCAAUCAAGCUGCAAAAGAGCGACCCGAUGGAAAAGGAACCUUCUUUGGUGCAGGUGGGGCCAUUUUGAGGGAAUUCGACAAGUCUCGCAGCCAAAGCCGACGGCCUUCGCGCCCAAGCUCUCCUCCAUCAGAUCUUCAGCCGACCGCAGUCUCAGGCAUCGGAGGCAAAGUAUCAAAGCCUGAUUACUCCGAAUUGAAGAUCGUCGUGGCCAUGGUAGGACUUCCCGCGAGGGGCAAGUCAUAUCUAAGUAACAAGCUUACUCGUUACCUAAAGUGGCUGGAAUAUGAUGUUGAAGUAUUCAAUGUGGGUCAACUUAGGAGAAGCAAAGCCAGGGCUAAGAAAGAGAAAAGCGGCAUAACCGAGGACCAUACUGCAUCUUACUUCAGUCAUUCAGACGACAAGGCAUCUCAACUGCGAGAGGCAUUGGCCGAAGAAUGCCUUGAGAACCUGAUUAGUUGGUUGAAGAAGGGAGGAAAUGUCGCUAUUCAUGACGCCACGAACAGCACAGCAUCUAGAAGAGAAAAAAUCGCGGCCCGAGUUGCGGAAGAACCGGGAUUGGUAACCUUAUUCCUAGAGAGCUGCUGCGAUGACCCAGCUGUCAUUGCAGCAAACAUUGCUCUCAAGGUCUCGUCCGGGGACCCAGAUUACGCACAUAUGUCAAGAGAGGACGCAGAACGUGACUUCAGGAACAGAAUUAAGCACUACGAGGAAGUCUACGAAACCAUGACUGAACCACAUCUUAGCUAUGUCAAGAUCAUCAAUAUAGGGUCCCAGGUUCAAAUGUACAGGAUCCAUGGGUAUCUUCAGUCACGCAUUGCUUUCUAUCUCAUGAAUUUGCAUCUCAAGCCGCGUAGUAUUUUCAUGUCACGGCAUGGAGAAAGCCAAUUUAAUGUUGAAGGGAAGAUUGGUGGCGACGCACCGUUAUCAGCUAGAGGAAGGCAAUAUGCAUCUGCAUUGCCCAAAUUAGUUAGGGACAAUAUCAAGGAUGCUGAACUGACCGUUUGGACCUCGACUCUUCAAAGAACGAUUGAAACGGCAGCUCAGCUGCCUUACCCUAAACUCACUUGGAAAUCGUUGGAUGAACUCGAUGCUGGUGUUUGUGAUGGAAUGACUUACGAAGAGAUUGAGGCCGCCUAUCCGGAAGACUUUGAGGCUAGGGAUGACGACAAGUUCAACUAUCGUUACAGGGGUGGAGAAUCGUAUCGAGAUGUAGUGGUACGAUUGGAACCAGUUAUUAUGGAGCUUGAGAGGCAAGACAAUGUGCUUGUGAUUGGACACCAGGCAAUCAUACGCUGCCUAUACGCUUAUUUCCACAAUCUUUCACAAGAAGAACUCCCCUACAUCAAUAUUCCUCUGCAUACAGUCAUCAAGCUAACUCCUAAGGCCUAUGGCUGUGACGAAGAAAGGUACACGCUGCCUAUUGGUGCAGUAUCGACGCACCGGCCAAAACCAAAAAACAGUGGCGUCAAACCUCCGGUCGCUGCUGCGUCCUCGGCGAGAGAUUACUACGGGCAUCAGCCAAACGCAAAUUGA